This is a messenger RNA of Penicillium pulvis, 1464 nucleotides long. RefSeq names its product bifunctional farnesyl-diphosphate farnesyltransferase/squalene synthase (gene erg9). Gene Ontology annotation, molecular function: squalene synthase [NAD(P)H] activity. The coding region runs from base 1 to 1464 and encodes 487 amino acids. Gene Ontology annotation, cellular component: endoplasmic reticulum membrane. Lineage: Eukaryota; Fungi; Ascomycota; Eurotiomycetes; Eurotiales; Aspergillaceae. The record is from RefSeq and is a predicted model, not a curated record. The transcript is spliced from 4 exons. Gene Ontology annotation, biological process: ergosterol biosynthetic process; farnesyl diphosphate metabolic process.
AUGGGUUUUGUUAAGAAUGCUCUCUACUACACCUUCCAUCCGAUCCAAUUGAGGUCAAUCAUUCAAUGGAAGGUUUGGCACAACCCGCCGCACGAGCGAAAUGAUAAAGACGACACCGUGACGCAGAAGAAAUGCUUCGAGUUCUUGGACUUGACCAGUCGCAGUUUCAGCGCGGUCAUCAAGGAGUUGCACCCGGAGCUACUGUUCCCCGUGUGUGUUUUCUACCUUGUUCUUCGUGGUCUGGACACCAUUGAGGACGACACCUCCAUUGACCUCAAGACAAAGGAGCCACUUUUGCGCGGCUUCAAGGAUAUCCUGGAGCAGGAUGGCUGGACCUUCAACGGAAACCGCCCCGAGGAAAAGGACCGGGAACUGCUGGUUCAGUUCGACAACGUGAUCGCCGAGUUCAAGAAUAUGAAGCCUGCCUACCAGGCUAUCGUAAAGGACAUCACCGACAAGAUGAGCAAUGGUAUGGCCGACUACUGCGUCAAGGCGGAGAGCGACGAUGCGAGUGUCAAGACCAUCGAGGAAUACGACAUGUACUGCUACUAUGUCGCCGGAUUGGUCGGUGAGGGUCUGACCCGCCUCUUUGUCGAGGCUGACUUGGCAAACCCUGCCCUACUCAAACGCGCCCGUCUCCACAAGUCGAUGGGCCUGUUCCUGCAGAAGACCAACAUUAUCCGUGACAUUCGAGAGGACUUUGACGACGAGCGACGAUUCUGGCCCCAGGAGAUCUGGUCUAAGCACGUCGACAAGUUUGAAGAUCUCUUCAAGCCCGAGAAUCGGGAUGCGGCCCUCAACUGUAACGCCGAGAUGAUUCUCAAUGCGCUCGAACACGUUGAGGACUGUCUAUUUUACCUGGCGGGUUUGCGGGAGCAGAGUGUGUUCAACUUCUGUGCCAUUCCUCAGGCCAUGGCCAUUGCUACUCUGGAGCUGUGCUUCCGCAACUACGAUGUCUUUGAGCGCAACGUUAAGAUUACCAAGGGUGACGCGUGUGAACUGAUGGUGCAGUCGACACAAAACCUGCAGACUCUAUGCCAGACUUUCCGCACGUUUGCUCGUAAGGUCCACAAGAAGAAUACCGCGAAGGACCCGAACUUCCUGAAGAUCAGCAUUGAGUGUGGCCGGAUCGAGAAAUUCAUCGAGACCAUCUUCCCUACCCAAAAUGCUGCCGAUGCCCAACGCCGUGUUACUGGCGAGCUUACCGCGGAGCAGGCCAAGAAGCGCGAGGUCGAUGCCGAGAACAAGUCCGAUAUCUAUUUCAUGAUGGCCCUCAUGGGUGCGGUCAUUUUCUUUGUCGCGGGCACUAUGAUAUUUGCGGCUUGGUGGAUGGGCGCUCGAUUCGAUCUAGCUUGGCAAGAACUCAGGUCGGGCAAUCUUCGUCCGCCUCCCCAAACCCAGGAGAAGAUGGCGCGAAAGCUGGCUGCUGCGUCCGCUGCUGCCAUCGGCCGGGACGAGCUGUGA